Messenger RNA from Poecilia reticulata (guppy), 3186 nucleotides. The record is from RefSeq and is a predicted model, not a curated record. Lineage: Eukaryota; Metazoa; Chordata; Actinopteri; Cyprinodontiformes; Poeciliidae.
AUGGAACAAACUCUCUGGUGGUCCGGGUCCCACAGAGUGAACUCAGGAGAGGAGCUGAUCUACAGUCAGUCUAACAUUUCGGUGACCGGUCAGCCGCUCCGGUCCCACUUCACCCUCGCCCUCACCAACUCCUCCACUGCCCAGGAGACCAUCAUCUCUCUCUAUACUGAGUCAGUGGUGGGUAACUGGAGCUUGUUGCUAGGCAGCAGCGGCCUGUCGGGGCCCCACAGGGCCGGCCUUCAGGUUCACGCCACGCUGGACCGCAGACACCAGGUCUGGGUCAACGGGACGCUGGGGGGCCGCUGCCUCCGGACCGCCGCAGGCUACAUGAGCGGUCCAGGCCUCUGUGAGGACAUCAGUGCAGCAGUGUGUGCAGGAAUGAACCACAGCUUCAAGGCUGAGGUGCAGAGAAGAGAACGCUGCAGAGAGACUGAGACUCUGGGAAGCUGGUCGCUGAAGACAGCCAAUCAGAGGCUGAUGAUGUCAGCCAGUGGCUGCUGGGAGAGAUUAACUGCAGUAGAGGAGCGAUUUCACUUCCUGAGCUCUGAGAUCCAGAAGGAACUCCUGGAGAGGACGAAGGCGUUACAGUGUCUCCUAACAGAAACCACUGAACAGCCUGCAGACAUGCGGCUGCUGCAGGUCUGGAGCUCCGUCCCUCUGCUCGCCUCCCAGCAUGCCGAGGGCCUGCUGGGCCGGGGCUCCACAGGGCUGCUGUCCCUGUGGCUCAGCAGCUCCCUGCGCCGCGCGCUGACCAGCGGCCUGCCUGACCUGCUGGGUCGGCUCCAGCAGGCCUCGCUGCAGGGACAGCAGGAGCUGCGGAGGCCUCUGGCGACCCUGGCUGGUGUGUACCAGGACGUGAAGGGCCAGAGGCUGGAGGCAGCAUGGAGGGAGGCUGUUGGGAUGUGGACCGGCAGGUUGCUGGACGUCCUGCCUGCUGAGCUGGAGAACCCUCACCUCAGAGCCCUGGCAGCAGCAGGAGCCUCGGCCCUCGCAGCCGCUCUGGACGUGGUGGGCCAGCAGAGCUCCCACUGGGCCGAGGCCAGGCUGGCCACAGCUCUGUUUGGACUCAGGAAACGACUGGCUUCUCUCUACACAUUCAGCCGCAGAGACUGUGCGGUCACUGUGUCGGUGCCGCUGCUGAAUCUCAACCUGUCGAGGGCCGCCGAGGGUGGGCUGCUGGAAACCGUGCUGGAGGAGUGGCUCCUGGGGCCCCUGAGGGCCCUCGCCUCCGUCAGACCUGCAGCUGAGCUUUAUCGCUUCAAGAGGAGAAUCAUGGACAGCCCGUUUAGACACCAAGCGCUGCUGGUGGCUGAUCAGUUUGUGGUGACGUUUGACGGGCUUCUGUAUGAACUUCCUGUUUCCUGUCCGCUGCUCCUCGCCCAGGACGGCCGCACCGAGCCGUCCUUCACGCUGCUGCUGGGUGCUGACGCUCAGAGCUCCCUGCUGAUACACAUGGACAACAGCAGCGUCCACAUUCAGCGCACCGGCCAGGUGAAAACUGACUGUAAGAACGCCGUCCCACAUGGACCCCUCAGCGGCCGUGGGCUGAGUGUGAAAAAAGGCUCAAACAAAGUACAGGUGUCCAAUCAGGAGGGACAGUCGGUGUCAUGUGACCUGCAGCUGGAGCUGUGCAGCUUCUCCCUGGAUGGAUGGUUACAUGGCGCAUCCACCGGUCUGCUGGGGACCAACGAUAACGACGCAGGCAAUGAUUUCUCUUUGCGUGACGGAUCUCAGGCGAAGACUCUGGAGGAGUUUUUCCACAGUUGGGAGCUGGACCCAAAGUGCAGUAAAUCCACAGAAGUUUCCACGGCAGCGGCGAGCCCAGCGAGCUGCACUUCCUUCUUCUCUUCCGCAGAUUCGCCUCUCAGUUCCUGUUUCAGGGUGGUGGAUCCAGCCCAGUUCCUGUCUGUGUGUGGGCGGAGCUCCUCCAAAGCGCCCUGCAGGUUGGCGGCGGCGUUUGUUCACCUCUGCCAGCAGAAUUACAUUCCAGUGGAGAUUCCCGGCCAGUGUAUGAAGGUCUGAAGGACGAUCAGCAGUUAACCUCUGCUAACUUCUGUUCAGAAUGAAUAUAUUUACAUACCACUGUCUUCACUCUGUAUUCAUUUAAAUAACAUAUUUUAAUGUGUUGUUAUAUUUCCUAAUGUACUUUAAGAAAGAUUCUAGAAUAUUUUCAACAACUUGAAAUAAAAUCCUUCUGUCUUUUGUGAAUCAGUAUGGUUUGGUUCAUCAUGAUGCAGUAAAUAAUUUGCUUAAAGAAAACUGGAGGCUAAUGUGUGGAAUAUUUUUUUGCUUGUUUUUUUUUGUUUUUUUUUUACUUCUUCCAUUUGCAUUUCUGCCUGGAGCCGCUGGGAUUGUUCUGCUUUGGGUAAAUUAACAAAAAAGUGGCUUUAGCAUUUAACUUGUGGGAUGACUGGCCAGGUUCUUCUUGUCAUGUUGAAGUUUCUACUGAAAUGCAUAAAACCACUGAGCCAACAGGUGUGAUUAGGGAAUUAAUAAUUUACUGCGAUGUCUGAAUUAUUGUGAAGUCUGAGGAAAGUCAAUCUUCUGAUUUAGAAGAGUUUCAUAAUCCUCAUCUGUGUUUCAUAAAUGCGGCUGCAAGACUGGCUGAAUUUGAUGUUAAAGUUUGUCCUAAAUCAUCCCAGAAAACCAGUUGCUAAGAGUUUUGUAAAAUAAAUUGUUGUGAGAAUCUUUUCUUUCCAUAAGUGACAUUUUGACCCUUUCACCACAUCAUACUUUUGGACAUUUCAUUAAAUAUUCAGAUUCAAAACUGAGGUUGAAUCUGUUUAUAUGUAAAUUCAUACCAGCAAAGGUGAAGAUUCAUACCUGCUCUGAGAAAAGAUUCUACACUUCAUAUAGAGAAAUGUUCCCCGAUUUCAAAACUUUAGCAGAAGUGUUGCAGCAGAGUACAGAUUUAGCCUCAUGAGUGGUCAGCUGUCCAACACAAGAGAAAAGGCACAAUUCAGGUCCAAGUGGAAGUUCUGAGAGGUAUAUUGUGUUUAAUUUAAUUUCAUUAAGUUAUAGAUAAUUCCAGAGAAAACCCCACACUCUCCUUUCCUUCAACACAGUCUCCUGUGGAUCACGUCCUUUUUCUCCUGGUCCUCACACACAAACACUGCUCAGAGGAAGACCAACCGGGCUACUUCCUGAAGUUCUACUUCCUGAGGUUCAGCCUCCUGUGUUGGUCCA